Molecule: messenger RNA, 1858 nt
Organism: Ctenocephalides felis (cat flea)
Lineage: Eukaryota; Metazoa; Arthropoda; Insecta; Siphonaptera; Pulicidae
Product: esterase E4-like
Exons: 10
Coding region: 20-1786 (588 amino acids)
Source: RefSeq, a predicted model, not a curated record
CUCCUAUUUUUUCCUCUAGAUGAAUACUUCUGCAUUAAAGUUAUCUGUGGCCUUCGGGAUUUUAAGUGUAAUUUGUAGUUCUGGAGCCUCUACACAGAACACUUCUGGGCCUUUGGUUCGAACCCAAUACGGCCCUGUUCAAGGGUCCUACAUGACCUCAAGAAGUGGCAAAAAAAUUCGCAGUUUUAGGAGUAUUCCUUAUGCCCAACCACCAGUCGGGGACCUACGGUUUAAGCCGCCUGCACCAGCAAAUCCGUGGACAUCUACAUUAAAUGCAACAGAAAAUCCACCACAAUGUGUACAAAAAAAUUAUUUUCUACCAAAUCCAAAAGUCGAAGGACAAGAAGACUGUUUAUACUUGAAUGUUUAUACCCCAGAGAUUCAUAGAAAAUCUUCUCCGAUACCAGUGAUGGUAUUUUUACACGGUGGAGGAUGGUUUACUGGAUCAUCAAGUUCUGAUCUUUAUGGCCCAGAAUAUUUAUUAGACGGUGGAGUGAUAUUGGUGACCCUUAAUUAUCGUCUUGGAGCUUUAGGUUUUUUGUCGACCGGUUCCGAUGAAGCACCAGGAAAUUGGGGUCUGAAAGACCAACAAUUCGCACUGAAAUGGGUUAAGGAAAAUAUUGCCAGUUUUGGGGGCGAUCCUGAUAAUGUCACACUUUUUGGACAAAGUGCAGGGGCUGGUGCUGCACAUUUGCAUGCUGUGACACCAUCAUCAAAAGGUUUAUUCCAUCGUAUAAUUUGCAUGAGUGGCGUGUCUCUGGGCCCUUGGGCAACACCAUUCGGGGACGAAUUAGACAGAACACGUAAACACGCUUUUUAUCUUGGUGCCAAAAAAGAAGACAUCGAUAAAUGGACUAACCAGGAAUUGGUAGACUUUUUGAGGUCACAGGAUGCAGCAGAUAUUACUGAAGCCGAAACCAAACUCAGGGUUUGGGCUGUAGAUCCUCUAACAACCUACAGACCAGUGGUAGAAAAAUUGACACCAGGUAACCCCAACCCUUUUAUAACAGAUACUCCCUUGGAAUUAACCAGGGCAGCUGGUGCCAAUGUUGUUCCCAUGAUGAUGGGAGUUGCUACUCAUGAAGGAAUUGUACGAGCAGGAGAUAUCUACACAAACAAAACUCUGAUGGAUGAUUUUAACAAAAGAAUCGAUGUCUUGGGUCCAUUUAUUUUGGAAUUGAGAGAAGACAAACCAGCGUGGAAAGAUAUCAAAGAAUUUUACUUUGGAAGUAGUGGACAAGUUAAUGAAGAUACUUUGCAAGAAUUCAUAAAUUUAAUUUCGGACAGAGCUUUCUUCCACAGUACAUCGAAGGCCAUAAGAAUGCAUUCUUAUGCAGGAGCAAAGAGCAGUCCUCCUCCAAUUUAUUUGUACAAUUUUGACUACGAAGGAUUGUUCAGUUUUGCUCCAAUUUAUGCACACACCACUGAAAUUAAAGGUGCAACACAUUCCGAUGACACUGUCUACGUAUUCCGAAUGCCUGGAAUAUUUCCAGAUUGGCCAGAAUCUCAUCCAGAUAUUGUCAUGAGCAAACUUAUGGUCAAUAUUUUCACAAAUUUUGCUAAACAUGGCAAUCCAACUCCUUCAAACAUUUCCCUAGCCUGGAGCCCAGCCUUGAGCAAAGACAACCUAAAUUCGAUCAGAAAACAACGUUUAACAUAUUUGGACAUCACAAAACACAAAGGUGGCAAAGGAUUAAUAGAUUUAAAAGUCCUUGCAGGAUUUUAUACAAGUCGAAUGAAUUUUUGGGACUCUUUAUCCUUGUUGGAGAAUAAAUAUGGAGUGUGAUCAAAAUAAGCGUGAUAUUAGAAAUAAUCAAAUAUUAUUGGAAGCUAAUGGAUAAAAAAAAUAUUUUAAUGG